CCGAGCUCCAAUCACCAGUUCCUUCUGCAAAGGCAGUCUCUGCAUUUUUGUCUUUCUGUAUGCUAACAUGGCGAAAAUAGACUGAUAUGAAGCAAUAAUAAUAAAAAUAACAACAACAAAAAUAGGGGAAAUGUGAAAAUACGGCAUCAAACACUUUCAUGGCGAACAAAAGUCCGAUGCGAAAGGAGGGGAACCAGCACUCCUUUGCCCCAGAAAAUCUUGGAUCAAAAUGUCCGUGCCAUUGAAGAGUCCCCUGUGCUUUCUUUGCUGGGCAGAGAGUACCUUUCCGCUUAACUCAAGGUGUGCCACCCUGGUUUUCUUAAUCUUUGGGACAGCUGAUAGUGGAAAAGACAACUGACUACCCUUCCACGGAGUUCUCAUUGGUGGAAGAUGUUGCGCUUCACUUCACUUGUUUGAUGGACAGACUGAAUGAGCAACGUCUGUUUCAGCCCAGCCUCUGUGAUGUAGACAUUGUGCUGGUACGCCAAAAGAACACGUUUCCGGCCCACAAAGGGGUGCUGGCAGCCUACAGUCAGUUCUUCCACUCGCUUUUCACCCAGAACAAGCAACUCCAGAGGGUAGACCUGUCGCUGGAAGCCCUCACCUCACAGGGCCUGCAGCAGAUCCUCAACUUCAUCUACACCUCCAAGCUGCUGGUCAACGCCUGCAACGUGCAGGACGUCUUGAACGCUGCCGCCGUGCUCCAGAUGAGUGACAUCGCCAGCUCCUGCCAAGAGCUCAUUAGCAGCCGCUCCCUCAGCCUCAACCUGGACAUGGCCAAAUCGGAAGGGCGCAGCAACCCCAUCCCUUCCCAGUACUACCGGGAAAUCAAGCAGGAGGUGGACAUGAGCCAUGCCAAGAUCUAUGCCCGGGAGGGCAACAACCCUUACUCUGUGCGCGUGGAGGACGGCUCGGGCAAGUCGCACCAUGCCAGCAUCCAGAGCAAGCAAUACUUCAAGAAGGAGGAGGGCGAAGGUGGUGGAUCAGGGGCUGGUGGGCGGGGCAUGUGCAAGAUGGAAGGCAGCGUGGAGGAGUCUGAGGACUCUGACAGCCAUGCCUCCUUCAACCAAGAGCAGAUCAUUGUGGAAGUCAACCUCAACAACCAAACUCUGAAUGUAUCCAAGGGUAUGGAGGGCAAGCCCUCCUCAACAGAGACCACUGCAGUGCUAGAUCACUGCCACGGAGAGGAUCAGGAAACUGAAGAAGAGGAGGAAGAUGAAGAAGAAGAAGAGGAAGACAACGAGGAUGAUGAUGAAGAUGCAGAAGUAGGAGAAGAGGAGGAGGAGGAUCAGAGAGAGGAGGAAGGCACCAGUGAAGAGGGUGAAGAAGAAAGGGAGGAAGAAGACAUCCACAACAUUAUAGAAGAGCGGAAGGAGAGGUUGGAGAGACCCCGCCGGGGCACCAGGGUCUCAGCAAAUGCCGUAGCAACCAUCUCCACACGGCAGACCCUGAGCGCUACCACCAGGGCCAGCAAGGGCCGUGGGAGGAAGAGGAAGAAAGACCAGGAGAGCCUGGGCCAGAAGGUGAAGCUGGAGGAGAAACAGCACUUCCCCUGUAAGAAGUGCCCACGUGUCUUCAACAACCGCUGGUACCUGGAGAAGCACAUGAACGUCACACACAAUCGCAUGCAGAUCUGUGACAAAUGUGGCAAACGGUUCCUCUUAGAGAGUGAGCUACUGCUACACCAUCAAACUGACUGUGAGAAGGCCAUACAGUGUGUUACUUGUGGAAAGGGCUUUAAGAAGCUGUGGUCUCUACACGAACACAACAAGAUAGUCCACGGCUACGCCGAGAAGAAGUUCUCUUGCGAGAUAUGUGAGAAAAAGUUCUACACCAUGGCCCAUGUCAGAAAGCACAUGGUUGCCCACACCAAGGACAUGCCAUUCACGUGUGAGACGUGCGGGAAGUCAUUCAAGCGCAGCAUGUCCCUGAAGGUGCACUCACUGCAGCACUCCGGGGAGAAGCCCUUCAAGUGUGAGAACUGCAGUGAGAGGUUCCAGUAUAAGUACCAGCUGCGUUCCCACAUGAGCAUCCACAUCGGACACAAGCAGUUCAUGUGCCAGUGGUGUGGAAAGGACUUCAACAUGAAGCAGUACUUCGAUGAGCACAUGAAGACUCACACCGGAGAGAAGCCGUACAUCUGUGAGAUCUGUGGGAAGAGCUUCACCAGCCGGCCCAACAUGAAGCGUCACCGCCGUACCCACACGGGCGAGAAGCCCUACCCCUGUGACGUCUGCGGCCAGCGCUUCCGCUUCUCCAACAUGCUCAAGGCCCACAAGGAGAAGUGCUUCCGCGUCAGCAACCCCAUGAUCUCCGAGGUCAACCCGCUAGGCCUCAAUCCCGCCUCCCCGGUUGAUGACUCAACAACCAAUCAGGCAGUAGCGGGGCUAGUGGUUGCGACAGGGGCAACGACAGCUGAAGGCAUGCCUGGCCCCCACUCGCACUCUGGCACCCCCCUCUCCCUCCCCCUGUUCCACUCAAUGGGAGGGCUUCCCCCACCCCCUCAGCUGCCCCCACCUCCACCACUUUUCCCAGCCGGAAGGAUUAACUCCAACAACAAUUAGUAAUUAGUAAGCAUUUAGAGCUUCCAUGUUGAAGUCCACCCCACCCAGGAGGACAGUCCUGAAGUACGAAAGUACAGGCCAUCCAUAGCCGUGUUUUUACUCAGUACACCGUUGUUUCAGAGGAUUCUUGUGAGAGAUGAAAACAUAU
Megalops cyprinoides (Indo-Pacific tarpon) is the source of this 2712-nucleotide messenger RNA. It is a transcript of the gene zbtb47b, whose product is annotated as zinc finger and BTB domain containing 47b. NCBI's taxonomy places the organism in Eukaryota, Metazoa, Chordata, Actinopteri, Elopiformes, Megalopidae. Gene Ontology annotation, cellular component: nucleus. Gene Ontology annotation, molecular function: protein binding; DNA-binding transcription factor activity, RNA polymerase II-specific; RNA polymerase II cis-regulatory region sequence-specific DNA binding. The record is from RefSeq and is a predicted model, not a curated record. Gene Ontology annotation, biological process: regulation of transcription by RNA polymerase II. Bases 417 to 2564 code for a protein of 715 amino acids. The transcript has 7 exons.